Molecule: messenger RNA, 415 nt
Organism: Andrographis paniculata
Lineage: Eukaryota; Viridiplantae; Streptophyta; Magnoliopsida; Lamiales; Acanthaceae
Exons: 1
Coding region: 101-382 (93 amino acids)
Source: RefSeq, a predicted model, not a curated record
UUCCCUUUUUCUUCUUCCUUCCCUAAUUCUAAAUCUUCAGCAUUUCUUCUCUCCUCCUUAGUUUAUCGAUUGAUCGGUCCAUUGAUUCAAAGGCGAAGCGAUGGAGAAUCCCGACGGGGCUUCGUACUACGAGAAGAUGGACGGAAUCGCGCGCUCGUUGGGUAUGACUGUCGCGGCGGCGUUUUUCGCGUCCCUCGAGCGAUUCUCCUGCGUCAAUCUGAGCACCUCCGACAGCGACGAUGAAAACGAGGACGAGGCCAAGGAUCGUCCGCUCGUGCUCACUUCCUUCCAAUCCUUCAACUCGACGGAAUCUUCCGCGAAUCAAAAUGUUGACGCGAAUGGAAAGAAUAACCCCCUGGCUGUUGAAACUUUGCCUGUCUGAUCGCGGUCGUGGAAAUUCGCCGAUCGAUUGUAG